Molecule: messenger RNA, 2168 nt
Organism: Aegilops tauschii subsp. strangulata
Lineage: Eukaryota; Viridiplantae; Streptophyta; Magnoliopsida; Poales; Poaceae
Biological process (GO): regulation of DNA-templated transcription
Molecular function (GO): DNA binding; DNA-binding transcription factor activity
Source: RefSeq, a predicted model, not a curated record
UUCGAGAAUACGCCAAUGGCGACCUUAGCUUUAUACUCUACAAGGUAAUUUUUUUUUACAAAAGAUUACAAAGAGCAGAUCACCACAAACCGGCAAUCCACUCCGCAACCAUCUACCCAACUACUCACAAUAUCGUUGCAAUCCCGUCCGCCCACGGUCAAAGUUCCUCAGAUAUGAGUUCGACCGUGCCCACACAUUGCGUAUGGUGCCUGUGCCAAAAACACAUCCGUUCCUUUUCUUCCAUAGAGUCCAGCAAAUGAGCAUGACAAAAGAGCCGAAUCCCUUCCGUUCCAACUUGUGAAUUUGCUUGCGCCGAUUUGUCCACCAAUCUUGCAGCCUGCUCUGAGGCGAUGGAAGUAUAACCUGGUCUAUGCCCACCUUCAAGAAGCAGAGGUACCACACAUGCCUUGCAAAAACACAUUGCAACAGCAAAUGGUCGACCGUGUCCUCUUCCUGAUCACGGAAGUAACAAGGUGAGGCCUCGUCCUGCAGCCCGUCCAUAAUCUGUAUUGCACCGCCAGCCACAAGAAAAUCUUGCAAGAUAACGCUGCCCAGCUCUUCCAUAUCGCCGUUGAGGCCUGAAACCUGAUCCCGCCCUCACAAAGCAUCUUAUAUGCAGAUGCUGCCGGAUAGAUGUAACUUUAACUUUUAACUGGCUAUUCGUAUGCCUAAUAUCAGGGGUGGUCUACGGAUCUGAAUGUAAUUUUUAUUAUUUCUGGUUACGUGUACUGUCAUGAUUGAAGAUGAAUAUAAGAAAAAAAUUAUGUAAAAAAAGAGUUCACGUUGUACCACGAUCAACAGUUUUUUCAGCAGCGGCGGUGGCUUCUCCAGCAGGCGUUCCCCCGGCGGAGCCCAAUCGGAAUCCGGGCCAUCUUCUCCCCCAUCGUCAAUCCGGUAAAUUUGCAGGCCAGCAUCACGCUCCAGCCACUGUUUCUCGCAGAUUCACCUAGGUAAAAACGAACACACAUCUACCCUACCCUACCCUACCCCCAUCAGAAGGCUGAGGCUCAAGCGUUCUUCCUUUCCCACACGUACCCAGACUUUCUCCUUGCCCCUGAUGCGCCAUGGUAGGUCACACGGACGACGGGCAGCACCAACUGUCAAGCGUACACACCGGCCCCGACGACCCUUUUCCGCCCCUGCAAGAGGCCCUCUUUUCAGAUCCGUGCCGUGCCGUGCCGUUCCUGGUACUCCCUGAUUGGACUCCCUACUUGCUACUCUAGCCAUUAGAGCAUCUCCAACAGGCACGGCAAAACGCGCGCCCGCGCGGUAAAGUUUGGUUUUAGCGCGCGCCGGCUGGUUCCGCGCGCUCCAGCGGUGAAGGAAACUUACCGCGCGCGGGAAGCGUUUGCGCGCGCGCGGGAGAAAGCGGCACGCGGCGCGGUAGAUUUGGCGCGCCGCUUCGCGCGCGCCUAUAAAAUCCCGCGCUCGCCACGCGCACAGAACAUAGCCACGCGUCCUCCCCUCGCCACCAUGCCGCCGCGCCGCCGGGGUUCUUCGGGCUACCGCAGCGUCCGCGAGCGCCCCAACGGCUGGUACUCCGCCGAGAUCCGGUCCGGCGACGUCCGGCUCGGCCUCGGGUCGUUCCGGAGCGCGCAUGAGGCGGCCCGCGCGUACGACGCGGCGGCGUGGCGCUUGGAUAGGCCCCGGUCGCAGAUGAACUUCCGAGACGUCUUCACGCGCGAGCAGGCGCAGCGCGUCGCCCCUCCGCCGCGUCUCAUCACCGACAUGGACUGUGCCGACCACGCUCAGCGGCAGCGCCGCCUCCUCAUCGCCGAGGAGGACGAGCGAGCCAUGGCGGAGUGGCGCCGUCGCCACCCGGAGGACGUCGCCGACGAGCGUGCCUACUGGGCGGAGAGGACGGCAAGGCGCCGCGCGGAGCGGGUGGACCGGCGUCGGCGGAAGGCAUUGGCGAAUGCGCAGUCCGAUAUCGUUGCAGCAGGUGGGAGGUCGAUCUUCACGUCAGACGAUGAACGUUGGGACGACAUGUGGCUCGAUACCUCGGACAACACCGAGGAGGAGGAUGAUGAUGAUGAUGGUAGCGACUUGGAGUAGUUUCUAUCUAUGUAUGCCGUAGUAGUUUCUAUCUAGUUGCACCGUAGUUCUAUCUAUCUAGUUGCACCGUAGUUCUAUCUAUCUAUGCUUUCUAUCUAUCUAGUUGCACCGAU